Olea europaea var. sylvestris is the source of this 2704-nucleotide messenger RNA. RefSeq names its product rhodanese-like domain-containing protein 7. The record is from RefSeq and is a predicted model, not a curated record. NCBI's taxonomy places the organism in Eukaryota, Viridiplantae, Streptophyta, Magnoliopsida, Lamiales, Oleaceae. The transcript is spliced from 6 exons. The coding region runs from base 573 to 1619 and encodes 348 amino acids.
GUUUUGAAAACGGAGUGUUUGCUUGUUGUUGUGUCCUUCUACAAGUUUGCGGAUUUUCCAGAAUAUGCUAAUUUUAGGAAACCCCUAAAACAGCUCUGUGAGCAGCUGGUAACUGAUGGCUGAUGUUAAAAGCCAUUGUGUGGACCAAGUGGAGCUGUACUUGCAAAAAGAGAUAGUUUAGUUGAUAAAUUUAUAGGUCAUACUAAUCUUGCUUGAUGUAUAAUAGUAAAAUUUAUUCUUGGUUACUUGUAAUUGGGUACACAGUUGGGGGACUCGGGGGGAAUAUGUAUCCAUAUCUUCAAUCGUGUAACUUCCAAACUUUAGAUAAGCAGACAUGGCCAGGAAGCUAAACACAGGUUGAGGUGAACACGUGUUUCUUACUUUUUGGCGUGAAAAAAUUGUCAUCUGUAUUUAACAAAAUUGUAGUGGCAAUAACAUGGUAUUCAAGUAGGGCCAAGUGGCAUGUUUUUUAUUACUAGUUUUUACAUUAUCAUUAUUGAGCAAUCUAUUUCCCUAAUAAUUGGCUCCCUGCACACUGCCUGCCCCAAGGACAGCACGCUGUGAUGGCAUAAAUGUUGAAAAAUGAUCCAUUAAUUGGCUGUCAAAAGGUGCGUGUUUCAGGGGGUAUCAUUCUUGCACCAGAAGGAAUUAAUGGAAGCGUAUGUGGGACCCGGGAUUCCGUGGAAGGGGUUCUCGCAUUUAUCCAAACUGAUGAACGCCUAAAGGGACUUAGACGCGUUGAGUCACCUGUUAGUCCUGAGGAAGAAGCUAUUCAUCAUGGACAUGCAAGUAGUUCUCCUCUGGCUGCUGGGGAGGAUGCUCCCUUCCGAUGGGACCAUGUGAGGGUCAAGCUAAAGAAUGAGAUAGUUACACUUGGAAUGCCUUCUGUGUCACCUGUUGAAAGAGUUGGAAAGUACGUAAGUCCAAAGGAUUGGAAUGCAUUGAUUAGCGAUCCAAAUACUGUGGUGAUUGACGUACGCAAUGACUAUGAAACUAGAAUUGGGAAGUUCAAAGGGGCAGUUGAUCCUUGUACAACAGCAUUCAGAGAAUUUCCAUUUUGGGUGGAAGAACAGUCCAAGUUGGUUGAAUCAAAGGACCGGAUGGUGUCUGCAGGUUCAAUUGAAACCACAGAAAAGCAAGUUGAGGAAAAGGAAAAGAAAAUGCCACCCCGGGUGGCAAUGUAUUGUACUGGUGGGAUUCGGUGUGAGAAGGCUACGAGUUUUCUCAUAAGCAAGGGCAUUAAAGAGGUUUAUCAUCUACAAGGUGGAAUUUUGAAAUAUCUUGAGGAAGUGCCUAGAGAAGAGAGCCUUUGGGAAGGAGAAUGCUUUGUGUUUGAUAAGCGAGUGUCAGUUGAACAUGGGCUGGCCCAAGGAACUUAUAAACUUUGCUACGGAUGCAAACAACCAGUAAAUGAUGCUGACAUGGAAGCUCCAGAAUGGGAAUAUGGAGUUUCCUGUCCAUACUGUUAUUCAUCAAAAUCAGAAGAAGAGAAAGAGAGGGCAAGAGCUCGACAAAGGCAGUUUGAGGGAUGGGGUAUAAUUGGUGGUCCAGACAAAGGCCGCAAACCCUUAAAAAUAAUCAAAGCGAGAGGUGCUAAGGAGAUGCCAAGUUCAAUAUAGAUGUUUCAAAAUCAGUUUAAGAGAGGGAAUGGUCGCCUCUCCGUUUUGGCUAAUCACUGUGAAAGGACCAGUUCCUAAGCAGAGACUGUUUUCUUUGCCUCAUCCUUGCUUUAGUUUCAGAUAGUGGCAUGUUCUGGAGAUGUUACAGUUUGAUCGAAAACUAGGCUAAAUUGUCAGAAAAUUGAUCCCUAAAAAUGUGUAAUCCAAAUCCAUUUGGGUUGGAUCAUACCUCAACAAUCCUUUUAGAUUUUGGUCGCUCUUAAGAGUUCAGUUGCUGUUGAAGUGCAUCCCUCCAUUUAUGUGGAUGUCUAAUUUUGAGUGCUUUGCCAACAGUUACUAGCGCAAGAGGUAAGCCUUCACAUUCUUUUCCAACUAGGUUUGCUAUGUGCCCUUCACAACCAUGGUGUCAUUAGAAUUCCUUACAACAUUCUUGAAGAGUUUCGUAGCGUUAGAAAAUGGGAACUUUUCAAUGUUGAUUUCUAGUGACGCUAUGUUGUGAAGUAUGGUAAAGUAGUAGAAGAAUGUGUAGGCUUACCUUUUGCACUAGUAACUGUUUGUAAGCACUCAAAAAUAAAGUUCCACAUAAAAGGAGGGAUGCUCGUCAAGAGCAUAAUUUGGUAUAAAUAUUUGAGAUUACACUGCUUUCUAGCGGUCAAUAUUUUGCUAAAUCAGCCCAUUCUUGAUCAACAACUGGAUGCUAUUCUUUCAUGAAUUGAUAUUACAUAAGGAUCAUUGCUUAGUAUUGGAUUCGUACUUGUUGAAGUUUGUCGCAGUUACUUUGGGGAUAAAUGUUGCUAGAAAUGGUUUUUGCGGAUUGAUGGUGAAUCGUUGUUAUAUAUUAUAGAAUGAUGGAUUUUCAUUUUGGGGUAAAUGUUUCUGAAAAUGGAUUUGGUAGAUUUGUACUCGUUGAAGUUUGUCGCAAUUUUUUGGGGAUAAAGGCCCAACUCUCACUUGUAGCAACUGGAGUGUAUUAGAAGAGAGAAGAAAGAUUUUUCGUUCAUAAACAACUGUCCAUGUCUUGAUUCUUUUGUACACAAUUUUUUAGCUCUUUAGGUCUGUGAAACACUAAGCUUACAUUGUUUUCC